Messenger RNA from Aplosporella prunicola CBS 121167, 1350 nucleotides. RefSeq lists its product as uncharacterized. The record is from RefSeq and is a predicted model, not a curated record. Bases 1 to 1350 code for a protein of 449 amino acids. Lineage: Eukaryota; Fungi; Ascomycota; Dothideomycetes; Botryosphaeriales; Aplosporellaceae. The transcript has 3 exons.
AUGGCUUUUUACACCGGUCUCCAACUUCAUCACUCAAGUCAACGAGCCAUUCACGCUCUUUGCGAUGGCGAGCCCUCUCUCUUAACCUCCUCUGUUUCCGAGGCCGAGGAACGUCAGAUUCCAGCACCUGAAAUCUUUUCUUCUCUCGGCUCGUCCAAGACGUACUCAGAAAGUUUAGUCUGGCCAAAGGUAUCAGAAUGUGCAGUGCACCUUGAGCUCUUGCAUGCUUUGUAUCAUUUACGGCAAAGAAUACAACUCUCGCCAAUCAACUUCGCUGGCAAAACAACGAAUGAUGAAAAACAACUGGAAUCAAUCAUGAAGAAACGAUGGGCCAUCUACUCGCUCUUUUCUGUGAUUAGGCUUCUGCGCUGGAUAGAAACGGACGCCACACCACCACCACUCGACAUUCUCAUGGUAUGGCAAGCAUGCCUUCUGAAUCCAGCACACUUUGCUGUCUUAUGCAAAACGCUGAGGCGUGAGAGCUUCCGAAGCAUCCGUUUUCCAUGGGUAACAGUGCAUGCCUCAAUCGAUCCUAACGAUUGGACGUUCCGCUUGCCAGAAGAAGAGAAGACAAAUUUCACUUCAAACUCGAAACUGCAUUCCGACCUCUUAGAGCUUUUACUUGCCGAAAAUCCUACACAAGCUCUUUGUGAAAUCGAGUACUGUACCCUGGGAAGCAACGGUAGGAGCCAAAAUCCUACAGCAACACAAAGCACCACAAAUAAACCAGUCGGCGACAUCAUAGAAGACGCUCUCAACCAGGCCGUGCAAUUCUUUAAAAACAAGAAAGUCGUGAACGAAAUAUUAGCAGCCAUCGAGCGCCAGUAUUCUUUCAUCACAAAAAUGGAGCAGCACCUCUGGAUUCGCAGUCCUGCUCUCGAAGGCACACUCCGCCGCGCAAUCGACCGUUACCAAAAAUUCACCCACCUGCUAAAAACAUACCCUGGCACCAUGCUCGUUCCUACGCUCGACAUCGACCUCGUAUGGCACACGCAUCAGUGCUCCAGCGCACAGUACCAAUCAGACAUGGAAAAACUCACGGGAAAGUUCAUUGAUCAUAAUGACAAGCUCGGCGCGCCUGUGCUCAAGGGCGGGGAAGACAGGACCCGUGAAUUAUUUUACUUGCGGUUCGGGCGCGAGUACCUCCUGUGCUUUUGCUGGGAUUGCGAGGCUGUGUUGUCCGAGGUGGAGAGGCUGAAGGGUCAGAAGAUGGAUAAGGAACGGAGGAGAGAUGCCGCAAGGCGUACAGCGAUCCUUGUCUCGUACUACAGGGCUGUGGAGCUGGCGCGUCAGAGGGGUAAGCCGGGCUUUCUCAUGUAUGGUUCUUCCAGUGAGGCAGCAGCGGCUUGA